This is a messenger RNA of Hyaloscypha bicolor E, 1179 nucleotides long. RefSeq lists its product as uncharacterized. The transcript has 5 exons. Gene Ontology annotation, cellular component: P-body; RNA polymerase II, core complex. Gene Ontology annotation, biological process: DNA-templated transcription; transcription initiation at RNA polymerase II promoter; positive regulation of translational initiation. Gene Ontology annotation, molecular function: single-stranded RNA binding; translation initiation factor binding; single-stranded DNA binding. The record is from RefSeq and is a predicted model, not a curated record. Lineage: Eukaryota; Fungi; Ascomycota; Leotiomycetes; Helotiales; Hyaloscyphaceae. Bases 396 to 914 code for a protein of 172 amino acids.
CGCCGGCGACCAAGUCCACAGUCCUCGUCCACAGACCGAACGCAGCAUCGACUACCUUUGUGUGCGCUCUGUGACAACCCCAGAGCAGCGCCAGAGCGUCCAGUCUUUGCAAAGCCAUUCUUUUGAGCAGUAACUACUCAGUGAUCGAGCGCAUCAUAUCUACAGGACUCGGGCAGCUCGUGCGACUCAGGGCGUGGUAUUUAUGGGGUUGGAGGAGUGCGUUGAGGACCAGAGGCGCGAGUGAUUCGCCCUCGAGCAAAUUCCAGAGCCUCACUCAACUUUUGCCCCAGCGGCGCAAGUCAAUAUAUUACCCCUCGACCUAGCAUCUUCGAGAUCGUAAACCUUCGCCAAGCAAAACCUCGCGCAAAGAGCAGCGCUUGCGAGUCUCGCCCACCAUGUUCUUCCUCUACAACCUCGAGCGGCAGGUUACACUGCACCCGUCGUAUUUUGGCCGGAACAUGCACGAGUUGGUCACAGGGAAGCUCUUGAAAGAUGUGGAGGGUACAUGCACGGGUCGAUACUUUAUAAUUACAAUCAUGGAUACUUUCAAUAUCUCUGAAGGACGAAUUCUCCCCGGGAGCGGCUUGGCUGAGUUCACGGUUGGAUACCGUGCAGUUGUUUGGAGGCCUUUCAAAGGCGAGACCGUUGAUGCCAUCGUCACCUCCGUCAAUAAGAUGGGCUUCUUCGCUGAUGCUGGCCCUCUGCCACUUUUCGUAUCGUCACAUCUCAUCCCUCCAGAUAUCAAAUUUGACCCGAACGCGACUCCUCCCCAGUUCACGAACAAUGAGGACUCGGUAAUCGAGGUCGGCACCCACGUCCGAGUCAAAUUGAUCGGCACGAGGGCAGAAGUCGGCGGAAUGUAUGCGAUUGCCAGCAUCAAGGAGGAUUACCUUGGCUGCUUGCAAGGCUCUUGAUUCUGCCCCAAAAUAGAAUGGUGUUUGCACUUCGAGCAAAAAUUCCCAAAAUGUAUACCAUCGACGCAGGUCCUGGAAAGUUCGAUUUUCUUCGACGCCGGGUCCAACUGUCUGUCAUAGACGGGGUCUACCCGAGCCCUAACUCAACGAAUCCUCAAACGAAUGCGAGCGCUUUGCGCCGCAAAAAUGUGAAUAAUUGACUUUCGAGAACGAAAAAAAGACUAGACAUUUUCGCAAAGAAUGGACAACAUUUGACCGUGACCGA